UUUUAACCAAUCAGCGACGGCGAAUUUGUCGAAGAGUACGCCGACUUGCAGCGAAGCCGAGCCCCCAUUGACGCAAAUUCUCUACCGCCUGCCAUGAUGCUCUCGUCCCCGCGCUCCGUGAGCGACGUCUCGAUCGUCGACGAAGAAGACUACGACGGGCUCUCGUCCGACUGCUUCUCCGAGACGGGCUCGGAAGGCCCGAUCGGGCCGCUCGUGGACCUCGCGCCGCUCGGCGCGCCCUCGAUGCACGAGCGCAAGGAAAUCCUCAAGCAGUAUGGCCGCGUCAACAUCGCCCGCGAGCGCAUGAUUGCCGCGCACUUGAUUGGGUCUGCGCAGCGCCAAAUGGUACCGCCGUACUUGGCGUCCAAGCCGCCGCCGAUCGGCCGCCGGACGCAGAACCGGUACUUUAACGACCACCACUUUGGCAACCGCGCUGCCACCGCGUCGCUGGACGAGCUCAUGGAGCACAUGGCGAUUUCGGUCGAAUGGAAGAGCAACUUUCAAAAGUUGGCGCAGCCCGAGAACGAAGCAAUUGCGGAUGCAUUCCGGUCCGUCAAGGAGCCGGCCCACGCGCGCUCCAACAGCAACCAAAACCAAACGCACCGCGCGCGCCGCCAGGACGCCUGGCGCGAGGCCGACGACAUGUUUACGCGCAUUGAUCGCCGCGCGCGCUCGGUCCUCGCAGCGUCGUUUGACGCGAUGCACAUCUACAUCCAGGCGAUUGAAGACGUUGUUGUGCACUUUGUCAAGUGGAACGAAGUCGUGUCGACGGUCGAGCUGGACCCGGUCCUCGCCAACAUGCUCUCGGGCCCGAUGCGCGUCAUUGAGACGACGCCGCUCGUGCGCGAGACCAAGGCCGGCGGCUCGCGGACGCGCCCUGCCAAGCACAAGGACACGGUGCUCGUCUUGCCGCUUCUCGAGUCGUCGUACCACCGCUUGCUCAUCCACGCCGUGUGCCAGUUUUACGGCCUCGACUCCAAGAGCCACUUUGACAAGACGGCCAAAGCCAAGAUCAUGCGAAUUCGCCGGCCGACGCGCCGACAGCACCAUGCGGGCAUCGCCGUCUCGCUCUGCGCGUUCCUCUUCCACACGUUGUACGACCACGUGCCCGAAGACGACGUCGACGCGGCCGCCGUCGUUGAAGAAGAAGGCGCAAGCAACCAAGACGAGGCGCCUCUCGACGACAACCAGAGCGACUGCAGCGACGAUAGCUACUGCGUCGUGGCCGCCGACGACGCGCUCGAGGCCGUCGCGCACGCAUGAGAGGCCCAUGUCCUGUAUAUUACGUGUGCAGCGUACGACAACAAAAGAUUGAGCGCAUUUAUGAGGUGUUCUCUUACUCUUACGUAAAUACAUAUACUGUAGCACUCAA
Molecule: messenger RNA, 1372 nt
Organism: Saprolegnia diclina VS20
Lineage: Eukaryota; Oomycota; Saprolegniomycetes; Saprolegniales; Saprolegniaceae
Exons: 5
Coding region: 94-1263 (389 amino acids)
Molecular function (GO): nucleic acid binding
Source: RefSeq, a predicted model, not a curated record